AUGGAGAAAUUGGUGGAUGAUGGACUCGUGAGAUCUAUCGGCCUAUCCAACUUCAACCGUGCCCAAAUUAAACGAAUCCUGAAGUGCUGUCGCAUCCGGCCACAGGUUCUUCAAGUGGAGGUCUCCCUGCUCUUCAGAAACCGCGAUCUGGUGGCAUUUGCGAAGUCUGUUGGUAUGCAGGUGACUAGCUAUGCCACCUUCGGUUCACCGGGCAUGAGAUCGUAA
Molecule: messenger RNA, 225 nt
Organism: Dibothriocephalus latus
Lineage: Eukaryota; Metazoa; Platyhelminthes; Cestoda; Diphyllobothriidea; Diphyllobothriidae
Source: the annotation of a GenBank genome assembly